AUACAUAAUUCGCCCCGGAAGGUGUAUAUAUAUAUAUAUAUACACAUUCUUUUUAAUAAAAAUGGUUAAUUUCAUUUUGAAUUCAUUUUUACUUUUUUUACUUGUUGGAAUUGUUUCUUCAGCAGACUCAUCAACUUUUGGCUCUGUUGCAGAAAAUAAUGGAUUUAUACCAUCAACUGACCUUCGUGGUUCUUUUAGUCAACAAAAUGCAAAUACCCAAGGAUUUCAUAAAGCAGAUGUUUAUUUUAAAACAAAGAUACCAUCAUUAAAUCCUGAUCAAAGUGGAGUAUCAAGUAUUAAUUGUAAUGAUGGAAAAAUUACUCUCGGUUUGAAGGAGCAAAAUGAUAUCGAUCAAAUUAACAAUUGGCCCGAUAAAGUUAUCUUAUUAAUUUCAGAUAAAUGGGAAUGUUUUGGUAAAACUGAAACCCAAUUUUUUAUAGUUAGUGAUAAGGUCAUUGAUGCACCUAAUAAAUCAGUGAGUUUUACUUCUGAAGAAAGUAAAAUAUCGGAUCAAGCAGAUGAAUUCCUUAUUAACGUUUCAUGGGUCGAUGGAGGUUCGAAAAAACGUAACGUAAAUCGUCGUAGAUCACGUAAAAGAGCUCAAAAUCUUGAUAUAAGCAAAAAAUUAAAUUUAAAUGUUUUAUUUGAUGAAAAGACUGGAAAAUCUUCAAAACCAAAUAUUCCACUUAUUAAAUUGGGACAAAAUAAUACUGAGGAAACUUUACUUUGUGCUAAUUGUUUUGUAAACGGUGAAGCCACAAUUAACAUGAUAAUUGGUGGUAAAUUUUUCCCCUUUAAAUUAACAGAUGCUACAAUUUCUGUUAAAGGGAACAUUAAGAUGAACCUUGACUUUUCUAUUAAUGGUAAAGUUGGUGCUAGUCUUUCUCCCCCUGAUAUUCAACUUCUUAGUAUUCCUUUAUCUCCUCUCGGUAUAUCAAAUUUAUUUAAUAUUGGACCUUCGAUAGAUCUUGGCGCUUCAGCUUCAAUAACUGCAGAUAUAACAGGAACUCUUCGUACUGGAGGUGAAAUUGACAUACCAAAUUUUAGUGCUAAUUUCACUUUGAUUGAUGAGCCAAAAUUUGUUCAAUCCGGUUUUGAUCCACAAACAAAAUCACAUGAUCCAACUGUUGGUGUCACUAUUUCAACUGGUAUUAGUGGUUCGUUAAAGCCACAAUUAUCCUUUGGUCUUGAUGUACUUAAUGGACUUUUUCAAAUUAAAACUGGGUUCCAAGUAAAAACAACACUUGGUACUAGUGUUUCAAUUGGUAGUGAAAGUGGAUGUAAUGGAAAUGAUCAACCACAUCUUGAAAGUACUCUUGUAGGUGAUUUAGGUUUCUUUGUAGCAAAAAAAGACUUUCCUAUAGUAAAUUUACCAUCCGUAACUUUAUUAGAUAAGUGCGUACCAAAAGUUGUUUAAUUUAGAUUUAGAUGAUAUAAAAUAUUAGAAUUUUGGGUUAAUUUGGGUUAAUUUAGAUAUAAUUUCUCUUUU
Molecule: messenger RNA, 1489 nt
Organism: Rhizophagus irregularis DAOM 181602=DAOM 197198
Lineage: Eukaryota; Fungi; Glomeromycota; Glomeromycetes; Glomerales; Glomeraceae
Source: RefSeq, a predicted model, not a curated record